This is a messenger RNA of Trypanosoma cruzi, 1326 nucleotides long. RefSeq names its product AMP deaminase 2, putative. NCBI's taxonomy places the organism in Eukaryota, Euglenozoa, Kinetoplastea, Trypanosomatida, Trypanosomatidae. The transcript has a single exon. Gene Ontology annotation, biological process: AMP metabolic process; IMP salvage. Gene Ontology annotation, molecular function: AMP deaminase activity. The annotation marks the transcript as partial. The record is from RefSeq and is a predicted model, not a curated record. Gene Ontology annotation, cellular component: cytosol.
AGUAACAACACGAAGGUCCUUGGCUACCUUGACAACCCGUUCCCGCACUUCUUUCGACGGGGGUUAAUGGUCUCGCUGAGCACAGACAGUCCGCUUAUGUUCCACCACACGCAGGAACCGCUACUGGAGGAGUAUUCCAUCGCCUCCAAAGUGUGGAAACUUGGACCGAAUGACAUGUGCGAGAUUGCACGAAAUAGUGUGCUACUUUCUGGUUUCGACACCGCCUUCAAACGCGAGCGCCUAGGGGAUCUUUUUUUUCUCUCAAGCAGCAGAAGCAACGAUGCAUCACGCACGCACCUCUCUGACAUCCGAGUGGCGUAUCGCUUUGAGACGUAUCACUCAGAGAUUGGGCUUUUGGAGCACAUCUGCGGACUCGAGUUCCCCAAAGCGCUCCUCACUCUUAGCGAGGAGAGCGCACGAGAGGCCGAGUUCCUUGAGGCGGUUAAAAAAAAGAAGGAGGUGCCGCUUGGUGGCAUCAUUAAUCCCCAGCCACAGGAGGCGGAUAUUGACAAGCUGCAACAACAACGUUUGCUGAUGCAGAGGCAACUAGAGGAGCUUACCAAGACACUUACGGAGCUUCAGCGGCAGAAUAAACAGUUGACGGAGAAACUUGCGGAAGAGAUGGCACGAGAUCAACAGGCGCAACAGAUGCGCCGCCGAAGUUUUGAAGGACGAUGGGAUCAAAUAAUGGAAUCGGAAGGGAAGAAACGAUCCUCGGUGGUUGCGAAGCAGAUUGGCGAGACCUCCUUGGGGCGUCUUUUUGGCUCGACGAUUAUUUCCGUUCUGUGUAGCCCCGGUGGCGCUGCAGGUGGAGGCGAAGAAGUAACAUGGGACGGUGCCGGAGAUGACGCGGACGAUUCUAACUCCCAGCAGCAACAGCAACAGCAACAACAGGAGCAGGUGCAACAGAAUGAAGGUCAAUCUAAUGGGCGGACUGCAUCCAUGCAGUUCAAUACUAUGGGUAACCUGGGUGCGAUGGCUGGCGGGAACAACGCCUCCAAUGCGAUGAGUGCCACCCUCGGCAGUGACGCCAAAGGUAUUGCCGCCGUCACUACAGCCUUGGUGAACUUCCAGGAGAACAUGUGGAGCAGGAAAACCGGCGACAAUGACUCCCAAUUCCCUCAGAAGAAACUGGGCUCUCAAAAAGGAUGCAUCACCUCGGUUCUACCACCGAUCAGCACCGAUUUGGCUCUCACAAGUUUCAACGGCGCAUCCCCGAAAAAGGGUCAUUCUCUCGCGAAGCAACCACCAACACCGCCUCAGCGCAGCUCACGGGAAGUCGAUGUGCAGCGAUCUGCAGCCGUUUUACCGCAUUUAUUUCAGUAG